This is a messenger RNA of Fukomys damarensis (Damara mole-rat), 1286 nucleotides long. RefSeq lists its product as uncharacterized. The record is from RefSeq and is a predicted model, not a curated record. The transcript has 2 exons. Lineage: Eukaryota; Metazoa; Chordata; Mammalia; Rodentia; Bathyergidae. Bases 147 to 1286 code for a protein of 379 amino acids.
ACCCUCAGAUCAAAGCAGCCCCUGCCAGAGUCAGAUGCUUCUGGCCAGGCUCAAAAGUAGCUAGAUUCCCAUAGGGGUCUAACGCAAGGUGAGGAUGCUUACGGAGCAGUGAAGCAGCAGAGCCUCCAAACUCUUAAAGCGCAACCAUGUCUGGAAUGCCAUUCAAAGGAGAGGAAGGUGAAGAUCAUCGAGCUAAACAGGGUACGAACAAAGAAUCUCAACUGCAGGCUAUAGAAUCAAAGGAGGAUGAAGAAAUUACUCUUCCAACAGAGCAGGUGUCCUCGUCCCAGUCAUUACCUGUUACAAUGUAUGCAAGACGUGAUGCUUGUGGGCAGACAUCAGCUCUCAAUAUACCUACUUUUAAUUACCGACAUGAUACAGGUUUAAAGGAUUUUUCUGAUAGCUCCUAUAACUUUGGAAUUUGUAAAAAGAAUAUUGUAGCUGAGAGUAAAGAACAAAAGCAAGAGAAACUGAAGGAGCAGGGGCACCUCUAUCAUCCCAGUGAACCAGAGAGUGCGCCUCUACGUCAAAGCAUACAAGAUGAUGGGUCAGUGGACCCCAGCCAAGCUGCCUGGGAAGAGAUGUGUUAUUCACGGGUGUAUCAACCAGUGGAACGUUUCUCAUUUCCCAUGCAUUCAUUUGGGUGUGAAGUAAGUAGGUUUUUAACUGGAGCUGGAGGAAAAACAUUAGCCAGCCCUCUGUAUUCACUAAGGAGUGGAACUGAAUACCUCAAAGACACACAGAAAUAUGUCCAUUAUGGAAUUGGGAAGGGAGCAAAAGUGGAACCCCAACCUCCCAUUCAUUAUAAAACAGAGGUGUUUGUGAGCCCCACCGCACCACUGUCGCCACCUCCAUUACCGCCUGAUUGGCUUGCUCGCCUAAGACAGCCAAAGAGGGCAGAGGAUCCUGGAGCCAUCCAUUCCCCAUCUCAGUCUCCAUCCUCUGUUUUGGGAACUUCAGCAACAUCCCAACUGCUACGCCUCCAGACUACUCCUGAUGCAGGUCUUCCACUUCCUGCAACUAAUGUAGACUUAUCUCCAUCUGUACGUAAAAUUAUUCAACAUUAUGAAGUGCUUACUCAUGAUCUAUACCCACCAGAGGAAGAUAAAGGAGAUUUAUUCAACAUUAUGAAGUGCUUACUCAUGAUCUAUACCCACCAGAGGAAGAUAAAGGACAGUCUCCAACCAUGUCUCCUCUGGAAGCAAUCUCACGUAGAAUUGAAACAAAAGACACAGUUACAAAUCGAAUUGGAUAUGCUCCAGUUAUACAGUCACCAGCAUCUGUAG